GGAAUGUUGAUGAGGAUGUACAUGAGAUUAAUAUGAUUGAAUCUCUUGUUCCAAGUAGAGUAUAUGAUUCUUCUCUAUUUGAUCCACUUGAGGCAUGCUUGCUGGAACAUUCUUCUUUGUUAGAGAUAAAUGAGAAUAAUUCUGAAAUUUCUGUUUUGACUGAGUUGUUGAAUUCCUCACAG
Ilex paraguariensis (yerba mate) is the source of this 182-nucleotide messenger RNA. The record is from the annotation of a GenBank genome assembly. Lineage: Eukaryota; Viridiplantae; Streptophyta; Magnoliopsida; Aquifoliales; Aquifoliaceae.